AUUUCCCUCUACGUCAUGUUCGCUGUUUUCACCGCUCUCAUCCAGGUAGUUUACAUAGCUUUGGUGGGAUCAUUUCCUUUUAACUCCUUCCUAUCAGGAGUGCUCUCUUGUGUUGGAACUGCUGUUCUUGCUGUUUGUCUCAGGAUCCAAGUGAAUAAAGAGAAUAAGGAAUUCAAGGAUCUUGCACCUGAGCGAGCUUUUGCAGAUUUUGUUCUCUGUAAUUUGGUGCUUCAUUUGGUGAUCAUGAACUUCCUUGGUUAAUUUUGGUUCAUAUGGCUGUUGUUGGUUUUGAUUGAACUCUUGGAUAAUAAAAAGUAAUAGCAAUAUACCCAGACUUUUUGUAAUAGUAUUUAUAGACAGUAACUUCCAACUAACUGCUUUAGGAUUUUGUUGAUUCCCCCAUUCCGGGGUCUCUGUUUUAAUUGUAGAGAUCUUUUUCAUAUUUUGAAAUUUAAGCUACUUUUGAAUGGUGA
Vigna umbellata (rice bean) is the source of this 473-nucleotide messenger RNA. The record is from RefSeq and is a predicted model, not a curated record. NCBI's taxonomy places the organism in Eukaryota, Viridiplantae, Streptophyta, Magnoliopsida, Fabales, Fabaceae.